Molecule: messenger RNA, 1713 nt
Organism: Anastrepha ludens (Mexican fruit fly)
Lineage: Eukaryota; Metazoa; Arthropoda; Insecta; Diptera; Tephritidae
Exons: 3
Coding region: 1-1713 (570 amino acids)
Source: RefSeq, a predicted model, not a curated record
AUGUCGGAUAAACCAUCGACCUCAAGUCAUUCAAGUAGAAGAUCUGUGAAAAAUUUGAAUAACAUUGAUUUGAUCGGCAACACUGCGCAUCAGAUCACGGGCGCCAAACUUCCGUGCAUCAAACAAGUGUUACAAGUGAUGUUCCAUAAUAUGCGAUUUGUUGGACUUACUGCAAAAGACAGUGCAAAAUUGACCAUAAGUGCAGCUGUAAUAUUUUGGCAACAAGCUCGCAUUCCAAUUAUUAAUGAUGAUAAGUGUGUGAAAAAGCUGAUGAAAGUUUACGACCAAUGGAAAAACAUACAAAGAACUGUCCCAGAUAAAAGGUCAAAUGCACAAAAGCAAGUUGCCGAACAAUUUACUCAAAAUCUUGAUGAUUUGUUUGAUAUUGCCAUCGGUGAUGCGUUGGAAAAAAUUCGAAUUGAAGAGGACAGAGAAUUUUUAAAAUUGCAAAGACAAAAAGGUCGUCCAGGCUACAUGGUUGGUGUCGAUAUGAAGUUAUAUGGGCGAGAAAAACGUACGCAAGAACGACAAGAAAAAGAAGAAGCGCGUAAAAGAAAACGCGAGGAAGAGAUGGCUAGACCUUCAGAUGUCGUGAAUUGUGAUGAUGAAGAUGCUGAAAUGCCAUUUUGUGAAACGAUUGAUGAAGAAAAUGAACCGAUUGACGAUGACUGGGAACCAGAGAAAGUAGCUGGUAACGCAACAUCCGCCAAAAAAAGAGGCCGAAAAGAAUUCAUCACAGCAAGAUUGGCUGCUGCACUUGAUAAUGCUAAAGUUUCGGAUGGUAUGGCCGUGCAUAUCCUCAUUGCAGCUGCUGAAGCAUUUGGAAUACGGGCUGAAGAGUUAGCUAUCAACCGUUCAACUAUUCAUCGCGCUCGCCUGGAACAUCGAUUGGAAGAUACAAAAGAUGUGAUGGCUCGGUUUCCCGACAACAUAAAUACCGUUGGAUCAUUAGUUGUUCAUUGGGAUGGCAAACUACUACAAGAUUUGAUUGGUAGACUCAAAGUUGAGCGCAUAGCAGUUCUUGUGAGCUACAAUGGGACAUCCAAGUUCCUCGGAGCACCGAAAAUUGAAUCGUCAAGUGGAGAACACAUUGCUGCUGCGGUUCACGAGACAUUAGUUAAAUGGAACAUUGCGGAGUACGUGCAAGGCAAAUGUUUUGACACAACUUCAAGUAAUACCGGCACAGAAAAAGGAGCUAGUGUACUCUUGGAAAAGAAACUAAAGCGUCAGUUGUUAGAUUUAUCGUGUCGACAUCAUGUUUACGAGAUUCUUCUGUCGAGCGUUUUUGAGGUCAAAUUAUCACCUAGCUCGGCACCAGAAGUUCUAAUUUUUGAAAGAUUUGCCAAGUCUUGGACAAGUUACGAUUUGGAUUCGUUUUGCAGUGGUCUCAACGAAAAAAUGGUUCUUUUGCAAAUUGAUCAAGUUGAACAAGAGAACAUCAAAAAAUUUUGUUUUGAUCAGUUGACAAAGAAUCAAAUUCGAGACGAUUAUAAAGAGUUUCUCGAAUUGGUUCUUACAUUUCUUGGAGCAGGACCGUUCAACUUCCGUACACCAGGACCAACGAGUAACGCUCGAUGGAUGGCAAAAGCUAUUUAUUGCUUGAAGAUUUUCUUAUUUCGACAACAAUUUCAGCUUACAAAAAGAGAAGCGAAUGGUUUGCGCGAUAUUUGCAUUUUUCUCAUCAAACUUUAUAUCAAGCCAUGGUUCCUAUAA